Molecule: messenger RNA, 4073 nt
Organism: Nannospalax galili (Upper Galilee mountains blind mole rat)
Lineage: Eukaryota; Metazoa; Chordata; Mammalia; Rodentia; Spalacidae
Gene: Snx33
Product: sorting nexin 33
Exons: 2
Coding region: 1066-2790 (574 amino acids)
Biological process (GO): mitotic cell cycle; plasma membrane tubulation; endosomal transport
Cellular component (GO): plasma membrane; cytoplasmic vesicle
Molecular function (GO): protein binding; phosphatidylinositol binding
Source: RefSeq, a predicted model, not a curated record
AGCGCUGGGGCGCAGUUCGCCCAGCUCCCGCCGGCUCUGCAGGGCAUCGAGGAGGACAGACGGACGGACGAACAAACCAGCCGCCGCGCCAUCUCUUCGCGGAGCUCGGGUUUACAAACGACUGUUGAGUGUUUGUGGGCACAGCAGGCGCAGGGGCGGUGGUGAUGGGAGGUUUUGACUAGCUUUACUUCUUGACCGGGGGUCCUGGGACUUGGAUCAGGGUCAGCUUCGGGCUCAGGAACUGCUGAGGAAUUAGGCAAACAAAAGACGCACUGAGACUGGCCAGAAGUUGCCUGGGCGCCUUGUCGCGCCCCCUCGUUCUCUGGGGGUGGGGGCUGGCCAUUUGCAGGGAGGGAAGGGGGCACUGGAGCCAGCGAGGCCAGGCUGCACCCCCCUGGGUCGUGUAGUUAUCAAUCUGUUGUGCAAUUUUUGGCCCUUGUUUUCGUGGCUUGGCUCGUUGGGAGGCCGGACACAUCCACCCUUGGACUCGGUUCAGGGCGCUGCUGUUAUUCUCUUUGCCCCUCUUGGAUUUUCUGGAUUCUUGAAAACGCAGUGGCCCAGGAGGAGAGGAGGAAGGAGGAAGGAGCAGAUCUUCAGAGGAAUGUGAGAACCUCCCAAAGCCCUAGCAGCCAGAAGGAGCUGGGAGCCAGGGGGACGGCAGAACCUUGCCUGGGUUUCUGGGACACUGGUUUCCGGGUGACUCGCUUCUAUUUUACAACAUUGUUCCAGUGGAAAGUGUCGAAUUCUUGCCCUCACAGAGCUGGUUUCUCCAGGUCAUUUGGCUUUUCUACUGAGUGUGAGAGGAAGGAGAGUCUUGCUUUCCCCAGGGACUGCCAGGGGAGUCAAAGACUGUGGCCAUAACCAACCCCUCCCUGCUCCCAGGCAGAUGCCUCAAGGCCUGAUUAAGCAGUUUCUGGGCCAUGCUGGACAGCAUCUGUGGAUACUGAGACCCUGCCUGAGGGGCUGAAUCUGAGGCAAAAUAGGCAUAUUCAGAUACUCUGGUGAGCAUUCUGGGUCAGAGCAAGGCCCAGUCCUUGUCAUCUUUACCUACCAGGCAGCCCAACCAUGGCAUUGAAAGGCCGAGCCCUCUAUGAUUUCCACAGUGAGAACAGGGAGGAAAUCAGCAUCCAGCAGGAUGAAGACCUGGUCAUCUUCAGUGAGACCUCACUGGACGGCUGGCUGCAGGGGCAGAAUAGCCGUGGAGAAACAGGGCUCUUCCCUGCUUCUUACGUGGAGAUUGUCCGUCCUGCCAUCAGUGCCAAUCAUGUGGACUACUCCAGCAUCCCUGCAGGUUCUCUGGACACCCAAGUGAGCUUGUACAAUAGCCCCAGUAUGGCCAGCCCAGCCAGGAGUGGUGUGGGCAGUGGUUUCCUCUCAAACCAAGCAAGCUUCGAGGAGGAUGAUGAUGAUGACUGGGACGACUGGGAUGAUGGAUGCACAGUAGUAGAGGAACCACGGGCUGGUGGACUGGGUACUAACGGACAUCCCCCACUCAACCUCUCCUACCCAGGUGCCUACCCCAGCCAGCACAUGGCUUUUCGACCCAAAGCACCUCUGGAGAGGCAGGACAGCCUGGCAUCUGCCAAGCGGGGCAGUGUGGUAGGAAGAAACCUCAAUCGUUUCUCAUGCUUUGUGCGUUCUGGCGUGGAGGCUUUCAUCCUUGGUGAUGUGCCCAUGAUGGCCAAGAUUGCUGAGACAUACUCCAUUGAGAUGGGCCCUCGGGGCCCUCAAUGGAAGGCCAACCCCCACCCAUUUGCCUGCUCUGUAGAAGACCCCACCAAACAGACCAAGUUCAAAGGCAUCAAAAGUUACAUCUCCUACAAGCUCACACCCACCCAUGCUGGCUCACCUGUUUACCGGCGCUACAAACACUUUGAUUGGCUCUACAACCGCCUUCUACACAAAUUCACUGUCAUUUCAGUGCCUCACCUGCCUGAGAAGCAGGCCACAGGCCGCUUUGAAGAGGACUUCAUUGAAAAACGCAAGAGGCGGCUCAUCCUCUGGAUGGACCACAUGACCAGCCACCCUGUGCUCUCCCAAUAUGAGGGCUUCCAGCACUUCCUCAGCUGUCUGGAUGAUAAACAAUGGAAGAUGGGUAAACGCCGGGCAGAGAAGGAUGAGAUGGUGGGUGCCAGCUUCCUGCUCACCUUCCAGAUCCCCACAGAGCAUCAGGAUCUGCAGGACGUAGAAGACCGUGUAGAUACUUUUAAGGCUUUCAGUAAGAAGAUGGAUGACAGUGUCCUGCAGCUCAGCACCGUGGCAUCAGAGCUGGUGCGGAAGCAUGUGGGGGGCUUUCGCAAGGAAUUCCAGAAGCUGGGCACUGCAUUUCAGGCCAUCAGCCAUGCCUUCCAGAUGGAUCCCCCCUUUAGCUCUGAGGCCCUAAACAAUGCCAUUUCUCACACGGGUCGGACCUAUGAAGCCGUUGGUGAGAUGUUUGCUGAACAGCCCAAGAAUGACCUUUUCCAAAUGCUUGACACGCUGUCUCUCUACCAAGGCCUGCUCUCCAACUUUCCUGACAUUAUCCACCUGCAGAAAGGCGCCUUUGCCAAGGUGAAGGAGAGCCAGCGCAUGAGUGAUGAGGGUCGCAUGGCUCAGGAAGAGGCAGAUGGCAUUCGCAGGCGCUGCCGUGUGGUGGGCUUUGCUCUGCAGGCUGAGAUGAACCACUUUCACCAGCGCCGUGAGCUCGACUUCAAGCAUAUGAUGCAGAGCUACCUGCGCCAGCAGAUCCUCUUCUACCAGCGGGUGGGCCAGCAGCUGGAGAAGACACUGCGCAUGUAUGACCACCUCUGACCACAUAUGCAGAGCCCCUUCCCACCCAGAUCUAGUCACUGCAAUCCACCCCUCUUCAAGACUCCCUGCUGCUAGCAGUAGCUGAGGGUGUCGGGGUGGAUGAGGUAAACUGCCUGGCCCUCCUUCUAGGAGAAGAAGAAGGAACUUUUGAUGAGUCACAAUACCCCUGGAGUAAUCUUCCCUCACUUGGUGACAGGUGAGAAGUGAGAAUGGCAAUGGGAGCCCUCUGGCCCAGAGCCUGGGCUGCUGUCAGUCCAUAAAAGUCAGGCCUCUUUGGAACCUAUGGUACACACUCUCCUGGCCACCACACCCUGUUCACAUCCAGUGGAUUCCAUAGCCUGCUGUGGUCUUGGGUAGGACACUGGGGACCAAGACUGGGGCAUGCCCAUCCUGGAAGUGCCACCAUUCAAGAUGCUUAUCAGAUAAUGCAGUGUGACAGGUGACUAAGUAAGGGAUUUAUGGAAGCUCACAGAAGGACCAUAGCACUCUGCUGGUCAGGGGACACCCCAUGGAGUGACAUCCCCAAAGUGUCUGACAAGGACCUGCUAGACAGUAAAUGGGGUAAAGGACAUUUUGGGGGAAGGACCAACAUGAUCUUUUCUCUCCCUUAUCUUUCCCAAGCCAGUUUGAUGUUCUCUUCAUGAGGACUGUCCUGUGUGAAAAAGCCAGAGUCCCUGGCUUUCCCUGUCCUAUCGACUCCUCUGCAGGAGGGGCUGCAGGCCAACUUCCUCCUGUAAGCCUUGCCCUCUACUGCUGACUCCCUGCUUUCCCUUGGCUGGGGGACUAUCCAGCAUCCUUCCUUCUCUGGGCUCAAGGUGCCAAGAUAAGCCAUGGAGCACAGGGCUCUGGAAGGCAUUCCUAAAAGUUACCAGUUGUAACUCUCCAUUCUCUAAAUAGGCCCAGGUUCCAAGUUCUCAGACACCGCAGCCUGGUCAUCCAGAAUCCUUCCCAUUGCACAGUGGGAGCCAGAAAGGAAGAAACUGGCAUGACUUGAGGUCUCCUGCUCUUGGCCAGCUCCACUGGUCAGGUUUUACCAUCACUCACCUAUGUUUACAUCUUCUAGGGGUUACUGCCCGCUCCCCAAGGCCAGGGUGUGGCCCAACAGCACAUGUGGGGGAAGCUGACCUUGCCCCCCCUGCCUUCCUGGGAAGUCAUGGUCUUCUCCUGGCUACCACUGCUUGACUCUUUUUCUUGAUAAACCUUUUACAGUUAAUAUAACAAAAGCAUGUCUUUUAUGUUUGGAUCCUGGAAAUGGUUAAAAGUGGGGACAAACAGAACCUGAA